This is a messenger RNA of Phragmites australis (common reed), 2747 nucleotides long. RefSeq names its product anoctamin-like protein Os01g0706700. Gene Ontology annotation, molecular function: chloride channel activity. Gene Ontology annotation, biological process: chloride transmembrane transport. The transcript has 16 exons. The record is from RefSeq and is a predicted model, not a curated record. Bases 555 to 2543 code for a protein of 662 amino acids. Lineage: Eukaryota; Viridiplantae; Streptophyta; Magnoliopsida; Poales; Poaceae.
UAGUUAGAUAUUCGAUUGACAUCUAAAAUAGCAGCCUAAUUUUUAGUUAGCCAAACUUUUAGCUUUAUCUCAAAAUAAAUACUAUUUAAUAUGACCAAACUUUAAUAUAAUCCUAGUUUUAACAUCACCCACUUUUAGGUUGACUCGUUUGGGGGAAGAACCAAACAACCCUAGAGACGCUUGCCCCUUGCUCGCCUCGUCCCCGAAAUUAUUUGCCCCACCAUUUUGAAUUCCACCCUAAUCAUUAAUUAGGCCCCCAAGCUCUGCCUGCCUGCUCAGAGACAGUUAAGACACCAACUAAUCAGCCGGUUAAUUAAAUUGAAUUUUCAAGUCGAAUUAACGCAGACACCGGCCCUCCUAAUCCUCCUCGCCUGCGCUCGCAUCCUCUCCUCUCUCCGCCAUUCCCAAAGGCCAAAAAAAAAAACAAAAAAUUCUCGUUUUCCUUUUGUUUUACUCUUCGCUCCCCGCAUUCCCCUUUCCGCCCAUGCGAUGCUGAUCCACUUCCUUGUAUCCGCCGUCGCCUGCGUCUGAAUCUGAUCCCGGUGUAGGCGGGGAUGGGGGGAGGGGGAGGAGGAGGAGGAGGAGAGGGGUCUGUGGAGGAGGCCACGGGGUUCGAGGUGGGCAUCGUUGUGCCCAAGCUCUCCCGCUCCGCCGCGGCGGGCGCCGGCGCCGAGGACUGCGUGGCGCGGCUGGUGCGGGAGCUGGAGGGAGCCGGGCUGCUCGUCGACCGCGUCCGCGGCGUCCCCGCCGAGUUCAUCAAGCUGGCUGCGCCAAUGGGGACCCUGGGGAGAGCUGCUGCUGAGAUGCAGAUGAAGAAGCUAACUUACAUCGGAAUGGAGCUGCAGUUUGAAUGGGACCAGGUCGCAGCAUUCGUCAGGCAGCCAGAUGGGUCCCUGUUCAGCUGGCGAGAGCGGUAUUGCUGCUUCCGCUACUUGAUAUAUGGCAUCGUGAACAAGACAAAUUCUCAAGUAACUCUAAAAUUUGAUGAAAAAGAGUUUCAUUGGAUUCAAAAUGAGUCAUUAUUGACCAGGCUGGAAGAUGAAGGAGUUGUAAAGCUUGUAUUCCCUUUGCACGAUGAAAUUAAAAGGAAGCAACUCCUGAGAAAUUGGGCGCUGAACUGGCUUGACUUCACAUGGCAACCUAUCGAUGAGAUUUACUCUUACUUUGGGACAAAGAUUGCAACAUACUUUGCUUUCCUAGGAAUGUAUACACGUUGGCUGUUCUUCCCAGCCGUUUUUGGACUGGCGACUCAACUUAUAGAUUUUGGACCAUUGCAGUGGUUGGUUCUUCCUGCUUUCUUUAUCUUUGUUAUUUCUUGGGCUGUCUUCUUUUUGCAAUUUUGGAAACGGAAGAAUUCAGCGCUUCUUUCUAGAUGGGGUAUUAAUUAUUCAUUCUCUGAAUGCAAAAAUUUGGGCAAUGAACUUGACACCUUGAGCGGUUCUCUGAAUGUUGAGGAAAAAAAGAUUGGUGAGGUGUCUGCUGAGAAAAGAAAGUUACAAAGGAAUGAGUGGUUUGGCGUCCUCCUUAGAAUUAGGAACAACACUAUCAUUGUGUUGGCUAUCAUUUGUCUUCAGCUGCCAUUUGAGUUGGCCUAUGCUCAUCUAUAUGAGAUUACAGAGACUGAGGUGGUGAAGUAUUUAUUGACCGCGGUAUAUCUUGUUGCAAUUCAAUAUUACACCAGAAUUGGUGGCAAGGUGUCUGUCGCUUUAAUAAAGUAUGAAAACAACCAAGGAGAAGAGUCUAGUUCUGCUAGUUUAGUUUAUAAGGUCUUUGGCCUUUACUUUAUGCAGUCAUAUAUUGGGUUAUUUUACCAUGCUUCUCUGUAUCGUGAUAUACUGGCCCUCCGGCAAGUCCUUAUCCAGCGUCUCAUUGUGUCUCAGGUAUUGGAAAAUGUGAUCGAGAAUUCCAUACCUUACCUCAAGUACAGCUAUAAAAAGUACAUAGCUGUUCACAAGAAAAAACAUGAGAAAGAAUCGCCAGCAGGAAAGUCAGUCCGGUUAUCAACAAGAGUGGAGAAAGAAUAUUUAAAACCCUCUUAUACUGCAAGCAUUGGAGAAGAACUUGAAGAUGGUUUAUUUGAUGACUUUCUUGAGCUAACUCUACAGUUUGGGAUGAUCAUGAUGUUUGCCUGUGCAUUUCCGUUGAUUUUUUGUUUUGCAGCUCUGAACAAUGUUACUGAAAUAAGAGCAGAUGCAUUAAAGUUGUUAGUCAUGUUGAAACGACCUAUGCCCCGUGCUGCAGCAACGAUUGGAGCAUGGUUGAACAUAUUCCAGUUCUUGGUUGUGAUGGCAAUAUGCACCAACUGCUUGCUUCUUGUUUGUCUAUACGACGAGGAGGGCAACUGGAGGAUUGAGCCAGGACUUGCAGCAAUCCUCAUAAUGGAGCAUGCUCUCCUCUUAAUCAAGUUUGGUUUCUCACACUUUGUGCCAGAGGAGCCUGCUUGGGUGAAAGCAAAUCGUGUGCGAUAUGUAGCUCAGGCACAAAAUGUCUGCUCCAAACAACUUUUGAGGAGUAUUUCUAAAUUGGACGCAAAAUUGGAUUGAGAAACAUCAGGUACAGUUUAGAAGGCAACGCUUGUUUUGUAGCUUAGGUAGAACGAGAUCUGUAUUGUACAAAGCUCCACAAAUUGUAGGGAUAUAAUUCUUAAUGCUGCUAACUGUAAGUGUAGAUAUCGCUACCUAACGUACAGGCAAAUGCGAAGAGCAUGCUGUCCAUCAGUGUAUGGAUGUGUGUGUGUGUGUUUUUGU